CUGGUGAGGAUGUGCGUCGCUGGUGACUGAGGCCAGUGACAGAACUUACGCCACAUCAGCUGAUAAGUGAUGCCUUGCUUUAGAGGCAACUAGGUCAGGGCGAAGACAUUUAAUUUAUUAAAGUUUACACCGCAGUCAAGAAAUACUUUAUUACGCAGGACUAAGAAUUUUGGACGGACGGAAAAUGUUGUACAUAAUUACUUUAGUCUAAAGAGUGUCGAAUAUUAUCGUUUUUCAGAACACGUUUCCCCGACUCGAUCUUGUGCAAGACAGACUAAGUGGGGAAAUAUACUCAUCAACACAAAUAUCAUCGGCGGCUAUAUGAUGGUACAUCUGAACUGGAAUUGAAAUUCAAGUGUUGAAGAGAGUUCGUGUUGCAUCUACUGCCGGCGUAGCGACAAAUAUAGCAAUUAAUGCGCUGUGUUAACAGGCAUUCAUAAACAUGCGAGAAAGAAACUUUCCUUAGAACAACUACACAAAGACAUUAAAUUAUCAAUUAUUAAUAAUUAAUCACAACACAAAGCGUCUACGGGUGAUGCUCUCUAGCAUCGGAGACGACCGAUAGAGUCAGAAGGCUCUGAAGAGAUCAGAGCAGCGACCACCAAGGAUAACGACCCAGAGAAAAUACGAUCCACUUUUUACGAAGAGAUUUGACACCAGAAAACACCCAUGGGGGAUAAUCAGAGCAGUGGUACGAGAGGUAUAAUGUAAUAGGAAAAUUCCUCGAGAACAGAGAAGGAAUGUUGCUACUGUAUGUGCAGGAAUGAAGUUAUACCUCAGAAUAUACGCAAUAUUUCCGGAUUGCGGAUGGUCAUUCAGGAGCUGAAGGCUGACGUCAAAGAGCGUUGAACUCAGGAACAAGAACACGUGGAAUAAUUUCAACAAUGGCUAAGUUCUAGUAAGAAAGUAACCAAUAUAAAACGAAUUUAGCUAAGUACAACUUCGAUCACGAACAAAACUAAACGAAGGACAACUUCAACGACAACCAAAUUUAACGAUAAACAACUUAAUAACGAACAAAUCAAACGACGAAUAAUUUCCCCCUUAUAAAAUCGAGCUAAGAACCGAGCCUGCCGAGGUCAAGCCUGACAUGCAGGAAGCCAGGCGCGUUGGUGGCGCUGCUAUACUGCCGCGUCAGCAAGGAAGAGACGCCACGCUAACAAGACCUUCACAGGCCGACACGCUCUGCAACCUCAUGAUGUUUAGCAAAAAAAGUGCCUUAAAUAGCAACUUCUCAACAAAAAAGUUCAGCACGAGUAUUACAAAUUCUAAUAUCGCUGGAUAUAAAGCGAUAAAAAUGUUAGACACUUUACGAGCGGGAGUUAAAAAUAAGAACGAGGACAUGAAGCACAGAAGAAUGACGAGUGGAGAGGAGAUAAGUACAACACAAGCAACAAUGUUGAAGGCUGGGAGAACAGAAGUUGUUGAAGGCAGUACGACUGAAAUAAAUUCAUUUCUAACUAUUUUUAGUGAUCUCGCGUUCAUGUUCCUAGCUUUUUUUAUCUUCACGCGCAGAAAAGUAGAGUUGUUAUUACAAUAUUUCUGUGUGAACAUAGUGUAUAAAAUACCAUUAAUAUACCAAAUAAAACCAAGUUUAGCAGUAGAAUAUAUCACGUCGCAUGUAGUCAGAUCUGGAUCAAAGUCAAAUAUUUCACAAGGACAAAUAUUACGACCCAAGAAGACGAUGUGGACCAGCAGCGCCAACAGAUCCACGGCAGGUCGUCAGGGGCUGACAUGGCUGCCGUGGAGCUUCCUCCUGCUACUGUCGUGCACCCACAGCCUCGUCAGCGUCAGGGACAUACACGACGCCCUCCGCUGGGUGUCCAAGGGGACUUUAUUACAGCACAAGGAUCCCCAGGAGCUGGGGAAGACCAUCACCGUCGGGGCACAGGCUGCCAUCAUACCCCCAGCCUGGGCCAACAUCACAGUGAACCCCUGCGCGAUACGCUCCUGGCAACUACUCUACUGGCCUCAGCACGACAAAUGCUACAAGAUCUUCUCGCAGGGUCCCUGCGAUGAAGGUGAGGAGGUGUACCACGCUGGAGGGGUGGCCAGAUGUCGGUGUGAGAAGGGCAAGCUGCGCUACCGCGGCCGCUGCUAUCAGGCCUACACCAGAGGGCCCUGCAAGCUCAGGGAGUACUUGACGAGCAGCAAAGCCGAGGAUGAGGCCGAGUGUCGCGGUUUCCACGAGUGUGUGGCGGGCGACGUGUUCUGGCCGCAGGAUGAGAAGUGUCAUCGUCAGUACACGCAAGGGCCCUGCCAGCACGGCGAUCUCAUACACCUCCACCCCGACACAGGCUGGCCGACAUGUGGGUGUGACCAGUCCCUGAUGCGGAUGCAGUUCUGGCAUCAUACGGAGACCUGUCAUGAGCUGCUCACACGAGGUCCCUGCGUGACAGGCCACGUUUUCGACUACAACAGCGUCACCAGGAAAACUGAAUGUGGUUGCAGCUCUUCUAAGAGUUCUAAUUACCACAGGGAAACAGACCAGUGCUACCCGCUGGACACACAAGGACCUUGUCCAGACGGCCACACUUUUUCACUACCGAUGAGUGCCAAAGAGCCCAUGUGCACUUGUCUUCAUGGACACUUGCUCCAUGUUGGUACAGGAACGUGCCAGAGGGCAUACACUAGAGCGGUGUGCAGGUCAGGAGAGUUCCUGAUACCCGACACCGCGGCAGCGGAGGGUGUGGGCAAAUGUGCACGAGUGCCCUGCAGUAACACUGGGCAGCUCUACCAUCCCGACACCGACUCCUGUUACCCUGUCGGGUCAAGAGGACCUUGUGCGGAAGGAAAGCUCUGGGUGUACGAGAGAGCGUCCUCGCUAAGAGGAAGGUGUCACUGUGAUGAAAAACUGGUGGGGUAUUGGGCUCCUCAUAAUCUCUGUUACCCCUUGGGGGAAGAAGGACCGUGUCCCCCGCGACAUGUGGUCACCUUCAGCCCCACCAAAGGCCUUGCUUGUUCCUGUGACCGCAGACGUGGCUAUACUCGCUGGAAAGGCCGCUGUGAACGCAUCACAGCAGCUGACAUUAUCCGCGACCUGAUCAGUAGAAACCUCAUGGCCCCGACGCAAGAACAAGACGAAGACUUAACCAACAGUGUGAUGUUUCCUCGAGCCAGAAGCCUUAAAGAUGACUCUUCAUCGCCACUAACUACCAUUGCUCGUUUCAUAAGAGCCACAACAACCACCACAACGACGCCUCGGCCGACCAAACGGACACUUGAAGCGAUGAGGGCAGUGGGCGCGUCGAGCAGAGGCUUGGUCAACAGCAUCGAGGAGCCUGCAGACGUGGGGUCUGACACCCAUGCGUUGGGUGGAGACGAUGACAUCAGCACGAGGAUCGCUCGCCUCACGCACAGAGGACUCAUCACACGGCGAACAAGACGGCCUAGAAUGC
Hyalella azteca is the source of this 3398-nucleotide messenger RNA. RefSeq lists its product as uncharacterized. The record is from RefSeq and is a predicted model, not a curated record. NCBI's taxonomy places the organism in Eukaryota, Metazoa, Arthropoda, Malacostraca, Amphipoda, Hyalellidae.